This is a messenger RNA of Microtus ochrogaster (prairie vole), 1409 nucleotides long. RefSeq names its product cyclin dependent kinase inhibitor 1B (gene Cdkn1b). Gene Ontology annotation, biological process: negative regulation of cell population proliferation; G1/S transition of mitotic cell cycle; negative regulation of cyclin-dependent protein serine/threonine kinase activity. Gene Ontology annotation, cellular component: nucleus; cytoplasm. The record is from RefSeq and is a predicted model, not a curated record. Gene Ontology annotation, molecular function: protein-folding chaperone binding; cyclin-dependent protein serine/threonine kinase inhibitor activity. Lineage: Eukaryota; Metazoa; Chordata; Mammalia; Rodentia; Cricetidae.
CGUCAGCUCCCUUCCACCGCCAUAUUGGGCAACUAAAAAAAAGGGAGGGGGGGGCUAGUGCUUUCAGGGUGUUUUUCUCCCCCUCAUCCCUUGUCCCCACUCACUCGCGGCUCUGGGACUCGCGCGGCGGCAAGGUUUGGAGAGGGGCUGCAUUCGCGCGACCCACGGGCUCGCCCUAGCCUUCACUCGGACUGUUCGCCACCUCCUCUUGCCUCCUCCCCCUCCCUUCCCCGCCCUCCAGUACACUUGAUCACUGAGCCUCGAGCUGCGCGGCCGGGGCGUCCCUGCGCUCUCUCCCCCAGACCUGCGCGCUCCUGAGGUUCGAGCGGUCGCUCGCCUGGCUCUGCUCCACUUAACUCCCCGGGUGCAAUCGCAGAACUUCGAAGAGAGGUUCUCGCUGCGGCCGGGGCGUUUCGCUUUUGUUCGGUUUUGUUGUUUAUUUCAUUUUAUUAUUUUUUUCUUGGAGUGCGCGAGCCGAGGCGGUGGUCCACACCCGCCCGGGAAGGAAGAUGUCAAACGUACGAGUAUCUAACGGGAGCCCGAGCCUGGAGAGGAUGGACGCCAGACAAACGGAGCACCCCAAGCCCUCCGCCUGCAGAAACCUCUUCGGCCCGGUCAAUCACGAAGAGCUAACCCGGGACUUGGAGAAGCACUGCCGAGACAUGGAAGAAGCAAGUCAGCGCAAGUGGAAUUUCGACUUUAAGAAUCACAAGCCCCUGGAAGGCAGAUACGAGUGGCAAGAGGUGGAGAAGGACAGUUUGCCCGAGUUCUACUACAGACCCCCGCGCCCCCCCAAGGGCGCCUGCAAGGUGCCGGCGCAGGAGAGCCAGGAUGUCAGCGGGAGCCGCCAGCCUGUGCCUUUAAUUGCGUCUCAGGCAAACUCUGAGAACCGGCAUUUGGUGGACCAAAUCCCUGACCCGUCAGACAGUCCAGCGGGGUUAGCGGAGCAGUGCCCAGGGAUGAGGAAGCGACCUGCCGCAGACGAUUCUUCUUCGCAAAACAAAAGGGCCAACAGAACAGAAGAAAAUGUUUCAGACGGUUCCCUGAACGCUGCUGGCACUGUGGAGCAGACGCCCAAGAAGCCCGGCCUCCGAAGACACCAGACGUAAACAGCUCCGAAUUAAGAAUAUUUCCUUGUUUAUUAGAUACAUCACUGCUUUAUGAAGCAAGGAAGACAUACAUGAAAAAAUUUAAAUACAUAUCGCUGACUCCAUGGAAUGGACAUCCUGUAUAAGCACUGAGAAAGCAACAACAUAAUAACACUAAAAAUUUUAGGCACUCUUAAACCAUCUGCCUCUAAAAGCAUUGGAUGUAGCAUUGCGCAAUUAGGUUUUUCCUUAUUUGCUUCAUUGUACUACCUGUGUAUAUAGUUUUUAUCUUUUACUAUGUAGCACAUAAACAUUAGGGAU